Messenger RNA from Penicillium verhagenii, 291 nucleotides. RefSeq lists its product as uncharacterized. Bases 1 to 291 code for a protein of 96 amino acids. The transcript has a single exon. The record is from RefSeq and is a predicted model, not a curated record. Lineage: Eukaryota; Fungi; Ascomycota; Eurotiomycetes; Eurotiales; Aspergillaceae.
AUGGACCUACCAGUCGUCGAUCUUCUCUACCAAGCCAAGGAAGCAAACCAGCUCCCCAACUCAAUGGAACUCUGUGACCGAGAGCAGUGGACCAGUGAUGUUGAGCUCUAUGCCCCAGGCUACUUGGCUCUCGAGGCUGAGGGUCGCGGGGGCGAGUAUCCCCUAAGUAGCCUCGUCGCACCAGACAGUAUCGGCAAAAUCACGAAGCAGGUUAUGCAUAGGGUGCUGGACCCCAGUUUCUCACACCCCCGAUAUUCAUUUGUUCCUCUUCCUCCUGGUCGAACCCUAUGA